CACUGAGCUGUCCCACCCCCGCCCCCAGGACAUCGACAAGCAGUACGUGGGCUUUGCCACCCUGCCCAACCAGGUGCACCGCAAGUCAGUGAAGAAGGGCUUCGACUUCACGCUCAUGGUGGCCGGUGAGUCGGGCCUGGGGAAGUCCACGCUAGUCCACAGCCUCUUCCUGACCGACUUGUACAAGGACCGGAAGCUGCUCAGUGCCGAGGAACGGAUCAGCCAGACGGUGGAGAUUCUGAAGCACACGGUGGACAUCGAGGAGAAGGGGGUCAAGCUGAAGCUCACCAUCGUGGACACGCCAGGAUUCGGGGAUGCGGUCAACAACUCAGAGUGCUGGAAGCCCAUCACCGACUACGUGGACCAGCAGUUCGAGCAGUAUUUCCGGGACGAGAGCGGCCUCAACCGGAAGAACAUCCAGGACAACCGGGUGCACUGCUGCCUCUACUUCAUCUCCCCCUUCGGGCACGGGCUGCGGCCUGUGGACGUGGGCUUCAUGAAGGCGUUGCACGAGAAGGUGAACAUCGUGCCCCUCAUCGCCAAGGCGGACUGUCUCGUCCCCAGCGAGAUCCGGAAGCUGAAGGAGCGGAUCCGGGAGGAGAUUGACAAGUUCGGCAUCCACGUGUACCAGUUCCCCGAGUGUGACUCCGACGAGGACGAGGACUUCAAGCAGCAAGACCGAGAGCUGAAGGAGAGCGCGCCCUUCGCAGUUAUCGGCAGCAACACGGUAGUGGAGGCCAAGGGGCAACGGGUUCGGGGGCGACUGUACCCCUGGGGGAUUGUAGAAGUGGAGAACCAGGCGCACUGCGACUUCGUGAAGCUGCGCAACAUGCUUAUCCGCACGCACAUGCACGACCUCAAGGACGUGACGUGCGACGUGCACUACGAGAACUACCGCGCGCACUGCAUCCAGCAGAUGACCAGCAAACUGACCCAGGACAGCCGCAUGGAGAGCGCCAUCCCCAUCCUGCCACUGCCCACCCCUGAUGCGGAGACGGAGAAACUCAUCAGGAUGAAGGACGAGGAG
Messenger RNA from Tupaia belangeri chinensis (Chinese tree shrew), 1027 nucleotides. It is a transcript of the gene SEPTIN5, whose product is annotated as septin 5. The record is from RefSeq and is a predicted model, not a curated record. NCBI's taxonomy places the organism in Eukaryota, Metazoa, Chordata, Mammalia, Scandentia, Tupaiidae. Gene Ontology annotation, molecular function: GTP binding.